This is a messenger RNA of Talpa occidentalis (Iberian mole), 6348 nucleotides long. It is a transcript of the gene WASHC4, whose product is annotated as WASH complex subunit 4. Gene Ontology annotation, biological process: endosome organization; endosomal transport. The record is from RefSeq and is a predicted model, not a curated record. Lineage: Eukaryota; Metazoa; Chordata; Mammalia; Eulipotyphla; Talpidae. The transcript has 33 exons. Gene Ontology annotation, cellular component: endosome; WASH complex. The coding region runs from base 69 to 3590 and encodes 1173 amino acids.
CGCCUCGAGGUCAGGCUGCCGCGACCGCCCCGGCUGCUUGGGCUGCGCCCGGGGGAGGCGUCGGGGUGAUGGCGGUGGAGACUCUGUCCCCGGACUGGGAGUUCGACCGCGUAGACGACGGCUCGCAGAAAAUUCACGCUGAAGUCCAACUUAAGAAUUAUGGGAAAUUUCUUGAAGAGUAUACAUCUCAAUUGAGAAGAAUUGAGGAUGCACUGGAUGAUUCAAUUGGAGAUGUUUGGGAUUUCAAUCUUGAUCCUAUAGCAUUAAAGCUUUUGCCUUAUGAACAGUCUUCUCUUUUGGAACUCAUAAAGACUGAAAACAAGGUCUUAAACAAAGUCAUCACUGUUUAUGCUGCACUUUGUUGUGAAAUCAAGAAAUUAAAAUAUGAGGCUGAAACUAAAUUUUAUAAUGGGCUCUUAUUUUUUGGAGAAGGAGCUACAGAUUCCAGCAUGGUGGAAGGUGACUGCCAAAUUCAAAUGGGUAGAUUUAUUUCAUUCUUACAGGAACUGUCUUGUUUUGUUACCAGGUGCUAUGAAGUGGUGAUGAAUGUAGUCCAUCAGUUGGCUGCCCUCUAUAUCAGUAACAAGAUUGCACCCAAAAUUAUAGAGACAGCUGGAGUUCACUUUCAGACUAUGUAUGAGCACUUGGGAGAGCUGCUAACAGUUUUGCUUACCCUGGAUGAAAUUAUUGAUAAUCAUAUCACAUUGAAAGACCACUGGACUAUGUAUAAAAGGUUACUGAAGUCUGUCCAUCACAACCCUUCAAAAUUUGGAAUUCAGGAAGAAAAGCUAAAACCAUUUGAAAAGUUCUUGUUGAAGCUAGAAGGGCAGUUACUUGAUGGAAUGAUAUUUCAGGCCUGUAUUGAACAGCAGUUUGAUUCUCUCAAUGGAGGAGUAUCUGUCUCAAAAAAUAGCACUUUUGCUGAAGAAUUUGCACAUAGUAUUCGCUCAAUUUUUGCCAACGUGGAAGCCAAACUUGGAGAACCUUCUGAAAUUGACCAGAGAGAUAAGUACAUUGGAAUUUGUGGACUCUUUGUACUGCACUUUCAAAUUUUUCGAACUGUUGAUAAAAAGUUUUAUAAGUCUUUAUUGGACAUUUGUAAGAAGGUGCCAGCCAUCACUCUAACUGCUAAUAUUAUUUGGUUUCCUGAUAAUUUUUUGAUUCAGAAAAUACCGGCAGCUGCCAAACUUCUAGACAGAAAAAGUCUUCAAGCCAUUAAAAUACACAGAGAUACUUUCCUACAGCAAAAAGCUCAAUCACUUACCAAAGAUGUACAGUCUUACUAUGUCUUUGUGAGCUCAUGGAUGAUGAAAAUGGAAUCUAUUUUAUCUAAAGAGCAGAGAAUGGAUAAAUUUGCUGAAGACCUCACCAACAGAUGUAAUGUUUUUAUACAGGGCUUCUUAUAUGCAUAUAGUAUUAGUACCAUUAUUAAAACCACAAUGAAUCUCUACAUGUCCAUGCAAAAGCCAAUGACCAAAACCUCAGUGAAAGCAUUAUGCAGGCUUGUUGAACUUCUCAAGGCAAUAGAGCAUAUGUUCUAUAGGAGAAGCAUGGUUGUGGCUGAUUCAGUGUCACAUAUAACACAGCACCUUCAACAUCAGGCUCUUAAUUCUAUUUCUGUGGCCAAGAAAAGAGUAAUUUCUGACAAAAAGUAUAGUGAACAGCGUCUUGAUGUGCUCUCUGCUCUAGUUCUGGCUGAAAACACUCUGAAUGGACCAAGCACAAAGCAGCGACGGCUUAUUGUUUCUUUAGCACUAAGUGUGGGCACACAAAUGAAAACAUUUAAAGAUGAAGAACUCUUUCCACUUCAAGUAGUCAUGAAAAAGCUGGAUCUAAUCAGUGAGCUUAGAGAAAGGAUCCAAACACAAUGUGACUGUUGUUUUUUAUACUGGCAUCGAGCUGUCUUCCCAAUUUAUUUAGAUGAUGUAUAUGAAAAUGCUGUUGAUGCAGCUAGACUACAUUACAUGUUCAGUGCUUUACGUGACUGCGUGCCUGCUAUGAUGCAUGCAAGGCAUUUAGAAUCUUACGAGAUACUUCUGGAUUGUUAUGACAAGGAAAUCAUGGAAAUUUUAAAUGAGCAUUUGCUGGAUAAGUUGUGCAAAGAAAUAGAGAAGGAUCUGCGACUGUCUGUGCAUACACAUUUAAAGCUGGAUGACCGAAAUCCUUUCAAAGUUGGCAUGAAAGACCUGGCUCUCUUUUUCUCUCUGAAUCCAAUUCGGUUUUUCAAUCGUUUCAUUGACAUUCGCGCUUAUGUGACUCACUACCUGGACAAGACUUUCUACAAUCUGACAACAGUUGCUCUUCAUGACUGGGCCACUUACAGUGAGAUGAGAAAUUUAGCUACUCAGCGCUAUGGAUUGGUCAUGACAGAGGCACAUCUUCCUAGCCAGACUUUGGAACAGGGCCUGGAUGUUUUGGAAAUUAUGAGAAACAUUCAUAUAUUUGUGUCUCGAUAUCUCUAUAAUCUCAACAAUCAGAUUUUUAUUGAACGAACAAGCAAUAACAAACAUUUGAAUACUAUUAACAUUAGGCAUAUUGCUAAUUCAAUUCGAACACAUGGCACAGGAAUCAUGAAUACAACGGUUAAUUUUACCUACCAGUUUUUGAAAAAGAAGUUCUAUAUAUUCAGCCAAUUUAUGUAUGAUGAACAUAUCAAAUCCAGAUUGAUUAAAGAUAUUCGGUUUUUCAGGGAAAUCAAGGAUCAAAAUGAUCAUAAGUAUCCUUUUGAAAGAGCAGAAAAAUUCAAUCGAGGUAUCAGAAAACUUGGAAUAACCCCAGAGGGACAGAGCUACCUUGACCAGUUCAGACAACUCAUCAGCCAAAUUGGCAAUGCCAUGGGCUACAUACGGAUGAUAAGAUCUGGGGGUCUUCACUGCAGCAGCAAUGCCAUCAGAUUUGUGCCUGAUCUUGAAGAUAUUGUAAAUUUUGAAGAACUAGUAAAAGAAGAAGGUCUUGCAGAAGAAACAUUGAAAGCAGCAAGGCACUUGGAUUCAGUCCUCAGUGAUCACACACGAAAUUCUGCAGAAGGCACAGAGUAUUUCAAAAUGCUUGUAGAUGUUUUUGCUCCAGAAUUUCGAAGGCCAAAGAAUAUACAUCUCCGAAAUUUCUAUAUCAUUGUCCCCCCUCUGACCCUCAACUUUGUAGAACAUUCCAUUAGUUGUAAGGAGAAACUGAAUAAAAAAAAUAAAAUAGGAGCUGCUUUUACUGAUGAUGGCUUUGCCAUGGGUGUGGCUUACAUUCUAAAGCUUCUGGAUCAGUACCAGGAAUUUGACUCACUUCACUGGUUCCAGUCUGUUAGAGAGAAGUACCUGAAAGAGAUAAGGGCAGUUGCAAAGCAACAGAAUGUUCAGUCAACUAGUCAAGAUGAAAAACUACUGCAGACCAUGAAUCUCACUCAGAAGCGUCUGGAUGUCUAUCUACAGGAAUUUGAAUUGCUCUAUUUCUCACUGAGCAGUGCAAGAAUUUUCUUCAGAGCUGAUAAGACUGCAGCUGAAGAGAACCAAGAAAAGAAAGAGAAGGAAGAAGAGACUAAGGCCAGCAACGGAGACCUGGCUGACAGCACCGUGUCUGCGGAUCCCGUUGUGAAAUGAGCCUGGCGGUGCACACUGCCCAUUAGCAGAACGGGUCAGGACUGUUGCCAGUGAAAUGGAUGCUACUCAGCAGUGAAGUGUUUCCUGGGCCACUCUGGAAGUAUUUAGAUGCUGCAACUCUUUAAGGCAGUGCUCUAAAGUUAAGUACAUUCCUCUUCUAAAGGCUCUCCUUGCAAAGGGUAAGGAGAGAUUUUUAAAACUGGAUUUUUUUUGCCUGGACUUUUAAGGCUAAGAGAUGUGCCUAGAACAGUUAUUUGAAGUGAAGUUCUGGAAAGGCAAAUCCAGGUUACUAAACUGCCACCUCAGAUCUCUUGUAAUCUACGUGAAUGUUUGUAGUUUGUAUUUGCAUAGGUCUUUGGUCCAUAUGUGGCUCAGUCAUUGGAAAUUCAAUGUAUAGAUUAUGUACAGCCAGUAAAUACAUUUUAAACAAAAGAAAUUGAGCCUACAGUUCAUAACACAUACAUAUCAAAAUAUUCUUAUAAAAAGGAACAUAUGAAGAUGGUUUUGAUACAAGAGGAGAGGCACUGCUGAGUGCCCUUCAUGUACAGUAUAAACUGAUUCAAUGUUAAUUUCAUGUGACUCACAGGAGCUGCUGCUGUCUUUGGUGGGACAUUUUAUAACUAGUUUACAUUGCUUUGAGAACUUUUAACCUCCAACAACUGCUUUAAGUGUAGGAUUUACUUAAUACUCAAGAUGAAAGAAAAUUCAGAUAAAGCCAUAGAGUCCUGUUUGAUGCUUCACUUUUGGUUGAAGGCACUGUGUAGGAUAUCAGAAAAUGGAAUGAAGUCUUAUUUCUACAUCCAAACUCAGGUUUCUUCUAUGUUAGGUUAAAUUGAAAUUUUGGUGAUGGUUUGAGCAGACUUUUUCUUUAAACCAAGUAUAAUCUAAGACAUCAGAUUAAACACUGUGCAGGCUUUUAAAAAAUAACCACUGUGAGAAUAAAGUUUAGUAAAUCAUUUAUCAAUUUAAAAAAAUGAAGAAAGCUUUUGAGUAAAUUUAGUUCUUGGCAAGCUAUUAGCUUUAUUUUUGUAAAGGUUAUAUCACUUAAUAGCUGAAUGGUUAAUAGUUAAUGGCCUAUGAGCGUUUAAUAUGAUACCUUUACAACAACAACAAAAAGACUGCUUAACUUUACAUGUAAUACUAACAUCAUUUUGGGAAAUACUUGAUUUUUCCAUUGUACAUGCCUGCUAAGCAUUUCUUUGGGUACAUCCUGCAGAUAAUUCUAAAAUUGUUGUUUGAUUUCCAGCUUCUGGAAUUGGUGUACAGUGCCAAUUUGUUGGUUACCAUCAGGGUGCCUUCCCCUACCCUACUCCCCAAGAUAAACACUUUCACUGUUAAAUGGAGAAAAAGGCAGGAAAUGUUUUUGUUUAUUACAUAAACAAGACUUAGCAGAAUUAUGAGCGAUGAAUGGAUGAAGGCACUUAAUAUUUGUAAUUCAUACUAACUGUAGAAAUGGCCCUAAAGCAUGCUGCAUAAUUAAUAUUUUCUUUAUUGUAAAUGUUUAUGUUAAUGAUCUUGCAUCUGAUUGUAUCACAUUUGCUACCAUUUCAUAGCAACUGUAUUGUUUUUCCUGUUUUUCUUCUAACUUCCCUAAUUCAUCUCCUUUAAUAAGGGAUAGAAAAUGUAACUAAGAGUUCUUUGUUUCUGUUCACUUGCUCCACACGUUAAUUAUUUUAUCAAGAAUUCACAUGCUGACUCCAUGGAGAUUUAUAGUUGAGAAGAAAGUGACAGAACUUUAUUUUGCCUUUAGUUCAAAAUAUCACUACAGUCUAGUAAGUAUAAUACAUUCAUAUCUUUGAUAUAAAAUCAGAACAGAUUAAGCAUAUAUAGAGCUAUUAAACUGCAGAAAAACAGGGCUUGAGUGUAUUCAUACCUAUUAAGGAUUAUGUUUUUUCUUGAUAACAUAUUCAAUGUUGGUAUAUUCAUUUUUUUCAGACAUACUGUAACUAAAAUUACUGAGCAUUUGUUGAAAAUUCACAGAAAACUUAAUGUUCAAAUUCUCAGGAAUUAAAGAUUAACCAUAACAUUGUCAGUUCUAAUGAACUUUUGUAAAAGAUGGCAAGUUUGUUACCUCCCCCAACUCUAAGAUAAUACAACAUGUAAAAUAAAACGUUAAUAAAUAUAAUUUCAAAAUUUUAUUUCCCCUCGAUGUUUAUGUUCAAAAUUUAAUGUCUUAAAAAUCAGCAGUUUUUAUCAUUGAGCUUUUUGGGGUUCCUCUUUAUAAAAUAUAUGGACUCUGUCUUUAAAAAAAUACUUGCAUGCAUAUAGGCAAACAUUUCAAGUAUAAAUUUGGUAUUUGCUUCUCUCCAUGUAUCCCAAGUAAACUUUGGUUUUCUUUAUACAUUCUUGAUCUUCCCAUUGCUUGCUCUUUUCAAUUAAAAAGACCCUGCAUGAAUGUUUCAUUUUAGAGGUCCAGUGUGCUACCCACUGCCCCACAAGGUCAAACAUUUCAUUUUAAAUCAUCCUGAGAAGGCAUCAUUAGUUUGCAGUUUCAUGUCAGAAACAACAAAGUGCAAAUUGCAGUGCAUGUUGUUAUAUUCUUGUAACUUGCAAACAUGAGUUGAACUGAAACAAGAGUCUUCUAAAUAUUAUAUUGGAGACAAGAGACAUGAACCUUUAAUACUAUCCUGGCAAAUUGUUUUAAAUCUGAUUGCUACUCCUGUUUCCAUCUGUAGUAGUAAAUGUCUAAGAUUGUGGGGCAAAAAUGAGCUAAAACCAUCACAUACAUCAUCAUGUUACUCUUUUAUGCUUUGUUAAA